GAUCCACGGACGGCCCGGGUCUGUUUCGUAUUGCACAGGAGGGCUGGGGCCGCGCUGAGCUACCUGUCUGGGCGCGCUGGAGGGGGCCUAGUGGCCAGAGCGCACCAUGCCGCGGGAGCUGGUCACGCUGCAAGUGGGGCAAUGCGGCAACCAGGUGGGCGCCGAGUUCUGGCGCAAGCUGUGCAGCGAGCACGGCAUCAACAAUGAUGGGAUCGUGGAGGAGUAUGCGGCACAGAGCGGCGACCGCAAGGACGUUUUCUUCUACCAGGCCGACGACGAGCGCUACAUCCCGCGCGCCUGCCUCAUAGACCUGGAGCCGCGCGUCAUCAACGGCAUCCAGAACUCCGACAUCCGCAACCUGUUCAACCCGGAAAACAUCUUCCUGUCAGACCACGGCGGCGGCGCAGGCAACAACUGGGCCAGCGGGUACAGCCAGGGGGAGGGGGUGCAGGAGGACAUACUGGACAUGAUUGACCGCGAGCUGGGGUACAGCGACAGCCUGGAGGGCUUCACCCUCUGCCACUCCAUUGCCGGCGGCACCGGGUCGGGCAUGGGAUCCUGGCUGCUGGAGGCGCUGAACGAUCGCUACCCCAAGAAGCUGGUGCAGACGUACAGCGUGUUCCCCAACCAGAGCGAGUCCAGCGAUGUGGUGGUGCAGCCCUACAACUCCCUGCUCACCCUGAAGCGCCUCACGCUCAACGCAGACGCGGUGGUGGUGCUGGACAACACGGCGCUCAACCGCAUCGCCACCGAGCGGCUACACAUCGCCAACCCCACCUUUGCCCAGGUCAACUCCCUGGUGUCCACAGUGAUGGCGGCUUCCACCGCAACCCUGCGGUACCCAGGCUACAUGAACAACGACCUGGUGGGCCUGCUGGCCUCCCUCAUCCCCAUCCCCCAGUGCCACUUCCUCAUGUCCGGCUACACCCCGCUCACCCUCGACGCCGCCGACGACCGCGGCCACGGCGCCUCCUCCGCGGUCGCCUCCAUCGUGCGCAAGACCACGGUGCUGGAUGUGAUGCGCCGCCUGCUGCAGCCCAAGAACCUGAUGGUCAGCGCGGGGGCGCGGGCCAAGGAGUACGACAAGUCCCGCUACAUCUCCAUCCUCAACAUCAUCCAGGGCGAUGUGGACCCCACGCAGCUGCACCAGAGCCUAAUGCGCAUCCGGGAGCGCAAGCUGGCAAACUUCAUCGACUGGGGGCCCGCAUCCAUUCAGGCGUGUUGGCUUGUGGCGCUGUCCCGCAAGUCCCCAUUUGUCAAGUCUGCUCACCGCGUGAGCGGGCUGAUGCUGGCCAACCACACCUCCAUCCGCCACCUCUUCAACCGCACCCUCAGCCAGUUUGACAAGCUGUUCAAGCGCAACGCCUUUGUGGAGAACUACAAGGAGUACCCCAUGUUCCACCGCAUGGUGGGCUCCAAGCUGGAGGCGGACCUGGAGGAGUUUGAGGAUGCGCGGGAGGUGGUGGCCGCGCUGAGCGAGGAGUAUGCGGCGGCAGAGUCCAGCGACUAUAUUGACCGCGCGGAUGGCAGCACGGCAGACAUCUCCACACAGAUGGCCUCCCAGCUCAACUUGGGCGGCGCUGCAGAUGCGCGGGCGCCCAUCCGGGCGUGACCCGCCCUGCUGCCCCCUGCUUCCCGCUGCCCCCUCGCUCCGCUCCGUCUGUUUUACAUGCCUAUUUCCUGAACUUAUGAGCUCGCUCCCCGCACCCAUCCGACCGGGAUGGGUGCGCAUCUCGAUCGCAGCGGCCUUGCCGCAACGCAACUCAAAUCAAAUGAUCGACAACACCGAUCAUAAAGAAGUGUAACAAAGCCCG
Messenger RNA from Chlorella variabilis, 1814 nucleotides. RefSeq lists its product as hypothetical. Gene Ontology annotation, biological process: microtubule nucleation; cytoplasmic microtubule organization; mitotic spindle organization. The transcript has 14 exons. Gene Ontology annotation, cellular component: microtubule; gamma-tubulin complex; nucleus. The coding region runs from base 107 to 1612 and encodes 501 amino acids. Gene Ontology annotation, molecular function: GTP binding; structural constituent of cytoskeleton. The record is from RefSeq and is a predicted model, not a curated record. NCBI's taxonomy places the organism in Eukaryota, Viridiplantae, Chlorophyta, Trebouxiophyceae, Chlorellales, Chlorellaceae.